Messenger RNA from Sungouiella intermedia, 957 nucleotides. The record is from the annotation of a GenBank genome assembly. Lineage: Eukaryota; Fungi; Ascomycota; Pichiomycetes; Serinales; Metschnikowiaceae.
AUGACUUUCCUCAGACCCGAAAGUUCGGCCCGUGGCCUUGUGAGAUAUUUCUCCACAUGCUCGUGGAGACUUCAGAGUGCUCAGAAUGCGCCAGCUGUUCUGGUCAGCACAACUAGCGGUCGUCCUCCAGUGCCUCCAGCAGAAGGUAAAAGACCUAACAGAUUUGCUCCCGCCAGACUCAACGACAACAUCCGUGACUGGGAACUCGAGAGAUUGAGAAUAGUUCCUAGAUUGUCGACUUUCUAUGGCGGAAACCCAGUGCAUGAUGACAACAUCAACAAGUUGAACGCUAUGGUUAGAAAGCACAAGAACUUGCCCACCAGAGUAUUGGACAGCAAGGAAUUACAAGCAUUCAAGUUCGUGUCGUUUGAAGAGUACAAGAAGAGAACACAGGCAGGCACUCGUCUCAAGAUCGGCCACCACAAGGAGUUGGUUGAGUUGUUGAACCGUUUGAGAAGUAUCGAGCCGGAGUUGAUGCCUCGUGAUGUGAUUGGUUUGUUGAACAGCUAUACUGCCUCUUCCGACGACACUCAGAAGUCUGUGCAAAAGGUGGUCAAGCAGUUGGAUGAGUUUGGACGUGCACACACAGUAGGAAAGAGAAAGAGAGCCGUGGCCAACAUCUCCAUGGUAAAAGGUGAGGGUCAAGUGAUUGUCAACGGCAAGUCAUUCAGUGAAUACUUCAGCCGAGAGAUGGACAGAAACAAAAUCGCAUAUCCAUUCAAGGUGGUGAGCCAGGAGGGCCAGUACAACUUGUUCAUCACCACCGAGGGAGGAGGAAUCAGUGGUCAGGCCGAAGCUGCUAUGUUUGGAAUCUCUAAAGCAUUGGUUGUGUUCAAUCCAUUGUUUAAGUCGCGGUUGAGAUUGGCCGGGUUGAUGACGAGAGACGCUAGAAAGGUAGAGAGAAAGAAGCCUGGUAAGGUCAAGGCUAGAAAGUCGCCAACGUGGGUCAAGCGUUAG